Messenger RNA from Funneliformis geosporum, 677 nucleotides. NCBI's taxonomy places the organism in Eukaryota, Fungi, Glomeromycota, Glomeromycetes, Glomerales, Glomeraceae. The record is from the annotation of a GenBank genome assembly.
UCCCUCCAAAAAAAUACGAGCAAAUUCCGGAAUACUAUGAAGGUCAUAAUUCCUUUGAUGGACCUCCUGUAUCGCAUAAACCAGAUAAGUAUCGUUCAGCAAGAAUCGAUAGAUUAGAAACUAUAGUUGGUAAAGUUGCAGACACAGUAGGUACUGUUGCAGAUUCCAAUAAAGACUUUGCCUUCCGAAUUACUUGCGAACGAAAGUCUCAUGCCAAUCUUAAUGCCAAGCAGUUAAAAGAAAUAGAAUCGCUAAAGUUUAAAAAUAAUUUACUAGAAAGCUCAGUAUCUUCAACACAAAAAGCUUUAUCUUUGAAGAAUUCUGAAAUUACCUCUCUUGAGUCUAGAAUAAAUGAACUGGAAGCUGAGUUAGAACAAAAAGCCUUAUUAGCCGAAGGUGACAAGGCAAGGGAUUCUGAUACUACCCAAUCACUUGAGAUUAGAGUAAAGGGAUUAAAAAAUGAACUGGAGCAAGUUACGCAAGAUUCAUCAUUUAAGGAUGGAUUAAUUUUCUGUCUCAGAUCUAGGGUAAGUAAUUUAGAAGAUGAACUAGAGGCCUUGGGGAGGCGGGAUCAGAUCGCUUCGCACCAGACAUCUCAUGAUUCAAAAAUAGGUAGUGCAGAAGCGGACUCAGCCUCAUCAUCCAACAAUUAUAAGCAUGAUGAAGUAGUAGAAGAG